This is a messenger RNA of Linnemannia hyalina, 810 nucleotides long. The record is from the annotation of a GenBank genome assembly. NCBI's taxonomy places the organism in Eukaryota, Fungi, Mortierellomycota, Mortierellomycetes, Mortierellales, Mortierellaceae.
AUGAGGGCCCAGACCUCCAAGGACGAUUCUGGACGACAGGACACUUUGGGAUCAGCUGAAUGGGUCGAUUUCGCCUAUGCAAUCGAAACUUCAAAGCCCUCACAGCAGAUCGAGUUUGAGUCGUUCGGCAAUCAGCGUCCCCAGGGUGUGUUUGGUGGAUACCGCGAUCUGAAGCGUCGUAUUCAUCAGGCUAUCAACUGGCCUGUUACCAACCCAGAGACCUUUAAGCGGAUCGGUAUAUCUACGACACGGCUAGGCUGCGGAAAGACGAUGUUGGUCCAGACACUGGCGUCAGAGUCCAACAUGAACUUCAUCCCUAUCAAGGGGCCCGAAAUCUUUUCAAAGUAUCUAGGCGAGACUGAGGCGACACUACGACGGCUCUUUGCAAUGGCGCGCCAGAUCGCGCCUUGUAUCUUGUUCUUUGACGAGAUGGACUCGAUCGGCGCCAAACGUGGCUGGGGCGGCGAUAGCAGUGCAGGAACCAAUGGCGUCAACGAGCGCGUACUGAGCACGCUGCUAAAUGAAAUGGAUGGUGUUGAGGAGCGGACGGGGGUCUUUGUGAUUGGGUGCACAAACCAGCCGCGCGCGAUUGAUGAUGCCUUGUUGCGACCGGGGCGUUUGGACCAGCUUGUUUAUGUCGGGUACCCUUCGUUGAAGGAUCGGGAAGAGAUUAUUGCGACGAUUGGUGAGCGUAUUCCGUUGCCCAAGGAUCUGGAGAGUCGGCAGGCUUUGGCCAAGAAGACUGUUGGAUUCUCGCCCGCUGAUCUAGAUGCUCUCUUUAGGUACAUUUUUCGCCUUUUGGGGGGUUAA